Molecule: messenger RNA, 1263 nt
Organism: Pistacia vera
Lineage: Eukaryota; Viridiplantae; Streptophyta; Magnoliopsida; Sapindales; Anacardiaceae
Product: class V chitinase-like
Exons: 4
Coding region: 1-1263 (420 amino acids)
Biological process (GO): protein phosphorylation; carbohydrate metabolic process; chitin catabolic process
Cellular component (GO): extracellular region
Molecular function (GO): chitinase activity; ATP binding; protein kinase activity
Source: RefSeq, a predicted model, not a curated record
AUGGUAAGCACUUCUUCAAACAGAAAAUCCUUCAUCGAUUCCUCCACAAAAAUAGCCAGACGUUACGGUUUCGAAGGCCUAGAUUUCUCUUGGUUAUUUCCAGCCACAAGUAUUGAUAUGUUCAAUAUGGGAAUUCUCUUUAAAGAGUGGAAAGCCGCUAUUGAUUUUGAGGCAACACACUCAAGCAGGUCUGCACUGAUCUUGACGGCAAAGGUUUAUAAUACACUAAAGAUUUAUUCAACAAGUUACCCUAUGGAGUCGAUACAACAACACUUGGAUUGGGUUUAUUUUUUUGUGGAUUACAUUAAAAAUGAUAUUAGCUGGGACAGGCAUACGAGCACUGAGGCAUCUCUGUAUAAUCCAUAUGAUUUUGACAAUGCGGAUUGCGGCAUAAGAGAAUGGAUCGAUGGAGGAUUAUCGGCUAAUAAAAUGGUGUUGACUUUACCUUUCUAUGGUUUUGCAUGGAGGCUGGAGAAUCCUAUGGACAAUGGUAUUGGUGCACCGGCAAAGGUACUUCCCACUAAUACGGAGAACGGAAUUGUGGCCUAUAGGGAAAUCAAGAAUUACAUUGACCAAUAUGGUCCUGAUGUUCAUGUUAGGUACAACUCAACUUAUGUGGUGAAUUACUGGACAAAGGGAACAACUUGGUACUGCUUCAAUGACGUUGAGGGGAUUAGAACUAAGGUUUCUUAUGCCAAGGAGAAGAAGCUGCUUGGCUACGUUGUGUGGCAAAUCCCCUAUGAUUAUAAUUGGAUGCUUUCCAGUGCUGCAGCUGAAGUGGGCAUAACUGAUUCUUCUGGCCAGGAUAGUAGAAAGGGACAAAAUGAUAAGAGGCAAUUGCUAGUAAUCAUUUUGUCUACAACAGCUGCUUUUGCUCUUCUAUUAGGAAUAUUUGUGAUAUUUUACUGCUGUAGGAGAAAUCUCGGAUUCAAAGGGUUUUUGGUGAACUCCACUAAGGAAUCCACUGAUAAAGCAAAUAAAGCAGCAUCCGCUGGAGACUUUAAUACCAACAUUCCUAAUCUGACAGAAUAUCAAUUGGGUGAUAUAGAGGCAGCCACCAAUGGAUUUUCAAUUGAAAAUAAGCUUGGACAGGGUGGAUAUGGCCCUGUUUACAAGGGAACACUACCAGAUGGACAGUUAAUAGCAUUGAAGAAACUUUUAAAAAUAUCCACACAAGGAUUUGAAGAAUUCAAAAAUGAGGUUAUGCUUACUGCCAAGCUACAACAUGUAAAUCUUCUCCAAGUUUUGGGUUUUUGCAAUUAA